Knipowitschia caucasica is the source of this 309-nucleotide messenger RNA. The record is from the annotation of a GenBank genome assembly. NCBI's taxonomy places the organism in Eukaryota, Metazoa, Chordata, Actinopteri, Gobiiformes, Gobiidae.
AUGUUUUCCUGUGACCAGUGUUCCAAGUCCUUCUCCUCUGCAGCUCACCUCAAAAGACACCAGAUGCUGCACUCUGGUCUGCGGCCGUUCAAGUGUGACCAGUGCGAGCAGGCGUUCACCCAGGCCUCACACCUCAAGCAGCACCUGCAGACACACACCGGCGUCAAACCCUACCCGUGCGAGCAGUGCGGACACAGCUUCACCACCAGGGGGAGCCUCCACAGACACCAGCUCAUCCACACCGAAAAGUCUGGUGGUUGGGAUCAGGAGUGGGUCAGCAGCAGUCUGGGUGGAGAUGGUCUGCAGUGA